Lytechinus pictus (painted urchin) is the source of this 4500-nucleotide messenger RNA. RefSeq names its product SPRY domain-containing protein 3-like. Gene Ontology annotation, molecular function: protein binding. The record is from RefSeq and is a predicted model, not a curated record. Lineage: Eukaryota; Metazoa; Echinodermata; Echinoidea; Temnopleuroida; Toxopneustidae. The transcript has 9 exons. Bases 168 to 1697 code for a protein of 509 amino acids.
CAUAAAGGUAUAGAAAUUUUGUACAUCAGUGAAAAAAAGAUGAGAUCAUUGGAGCCGAAAGUGAAUAUCAAAACAUGGAAAUUGGGAAUUUCACUUGUUUCUUCCUUCUGAUCCAUCUGCACUAACUUUAAAGACUUGCUCCAUAUUAGUCAUCACACCUCCUAUACAUGGAUCCACGCAUGGAUCCCCGGCGUCGCAGGAGACGACUUGCCGACAACGGCGAAGACCUUUUUGCCCAGCUCCUUGGUCGCCGAAAUAUGCACGCCCCUCGGCACAUCGCGGCAAACCACAUUCAAGGACCACCUGGACCGGUAAAUGUGGGUCGACCAUUUCAUGCCCCCAACUUCGCCCCACCGCCGCUGCGGUUUGGUCAGCAGGCUCCAGCGCAAGGCGGAGCCAAACGAGGAGAAGUCCAGUUCAUCAAGGGUCUCUCUUGCAUGUUGUUGAAUCUGUACGGAAAAGCGAGGAGCUUCCGGCACACGGGAGGGAAAACGAAGGAGCCAGUGGCGUGCAUAGCCUUGGUUGAUUUGACGGAAGAAGAAAACUUCUUUGAGGUGGAGAUCAAAGGGCAAGGAGUAGGGAGCGAGGAUAUCCGUGUUGGUCUGGCAAUGCAGACACACCCUACAGAUGCUCAUCUAGGAUCGACAAAGACCUCCGUAGGGUACAGCGUCUACGAUGGCAAAGGGUACUUUGGCAGACCAGAUACGCUAGUCUGCACACCAGCCCAGAACUUUGACAAAGUUGGAAUUGCGCUUCACUUCGAGCGAGCGGAAUGCUCGGGGGAGGAUGCUAGCACGUUCAUCUGCCCACUCUCUGUUGUGGUCAAUGGGAAAAGGAUCCUACAAGAGGAGAUAACCCUUGACCCCUUGAAGCCAUUUUACCCAGCAUUCAGUCUGGGAGGCCGAGAGCAACACGUCAAGUACCUCGGCCUCAGUAGAUGGUCAUACCAGGAGGAGGAUAUGCUGAUAGAUGAUGUCAUGGAAGAACAGAUGUGGAGAAGGGUCAACCAUGCAUCGGUUAAUGGACAGAUCGUGACGUACACAGGAAAGGGGGAGGACUUCUCAGAGUUUGGGAUGGCUCAGGGCCGGAAACGGCUCGGCCCGGCAAACCACUACUUCGAGCUGGAGAUCAUUGACCCGGGAAGGAGUUGCUAUGUCGCCCUCGGCGUGACCCGGAAGGACUACCCCACCAAUAUGCAUCCUGGUUGGGAUCGAGGGUCAAUCGCUUACCAUGCAGACGAUGGUAAGAUCUUCACCGGCCACGGAGUAGGAAACCCUUUUGGACCUAAAUGCCACAAAGGAGACAUCAUGGGGUGCGGUAUAAUGUUUCCUAGAGAUUACCAAGCAGAUAGUGAUGAUGGCAGUGAUACGGAAGAGGAGAUCAUCGACGAAUGGAGGCCCGGGAAACCCAACCCCAACAGGCUCGGUGAACCGGGUGAUCAAGAUAACGUUGGUAUCCACCUCUACGACUUCUCGGACGACGAGGACCUUUGGCUCGAAGACGAGCUCAUCAACGCGAUGGGCGUUGGUCAGAGGAAACAGGAGAGAACAAAAGUACAAGUCUUCUUUACCCGAAACGGAACAACGAUCGGAAGAAGAGAAAAUGUGACCAUCCCAGCUGGCGGCUUUUAUCCGACCGUUGGUCUCCUGAGUCCAGAGGAGAAAGUUAGGGUCGACCUACAACCUCUGAGCGGUUGAGACAUGAAUAUUCAUGAUCCUCAUUCUCAUCAAUAUUCAGGCAAUCUUGCUGAUGAACAAAGAUGACUAUUCAUGAACUUCAUUCUCAUCACUAUUCAGGUAAUAUCAGACAAUCUUGCUGAUCAACAGAGAUGAAUAAUAAUUAAUUUAAUCCUCAUCUUUAUUCAGGUUUAUUGAGUCAUCACCUCAUAGGUUCUUUUCUGAAGAAUGCUCGUAAAUAGAUGAAUUUAUUCAUUAUGUGAAGAAUAUCCAUUAGUAGGUAAAUAUUAAUGAGUAACUGAAUAUUCAUGAAUGUGAUUCCACCAUAUUCUUUUCUGAAUAAUGUACAUCAAUAGAUGAAUAUUCAUCAUGUGGAGAUUUUUCAUUUGUAGAUGAAUAUUAAUGAAGAGAAGAAUAGAGGAAUAUUCAUAAUGUGACUCCACCCUCCACCAUGUUCUUUUCUGAAGAAAGUACAUCCAUAGAUGAAUAUUCAUUGUGUGAAGAAUAUCAAUGUAUAAGAUGAAUAUUCAUGAGUAGAUGAAUAUUCAGGAUGUGACCCCACCAUGUUCUGUUCUGAAGAAAGUACAUCCCUAGAUGAAUAUUCAUUGUGUGCAGAAUAUCAAUGUAUAAGAUGAAUAUUCAUGAGUAGAUGAAUAUUCGGGAUGUGAUUCCACCCUCCACCAUUUACUUUCACCAAGGUAUUUAAUGAAUUACUCAAGGAAACCUUGGGGUGUUUCACAAAGAUUUAAGUAUGACUUAGAGUUGCGUACGGUAUGAAAGUCUUGACCGCGUUGGUCAGAUCGUGUCAUAAGGAUGCGCACUACUGCGUAUCUAUCAAUAAGAUGGCGCGUUGUAUUUCAGAUACGCGUCGGCGUUUAAGUGCGACUUAAGUCAUACUUAAAUCUUUGUGAAACACCCCCCUUAUCAUAAUUCUUCCAUUGCUGUAUUCUACUGUAGCUUAUUGUCAUGGAGUGCUCACUGUUUUGUUUUCAUGUUUUAGAGGCAAUAUACAUGUAGCACAGUCACAUCGAAUAGCAUCAGCGUAUGACUAAAGUGGUUCCUAAACCUUUACCCAUGAUGCAACAUUUUGACAUGCAGUCUUUUGAAUUAUUUGAAUUAUUCCAACUAGAAUAAAGUAACUAAUGAUUUAAAAUACUCAUACCACAACAUGCCAUAGUCAUUUUGAACAGUGCCAACUCAAGACUGAAACCAAUCGUGUAGUACCUGGAUUAUUACUCAGGGUGCAACAGUUUGGUCAUAUAGUCUAAGAAUUAUACCAUAAUCUACCCAAUAAUAUAAUUUCUACUAUAUUCAUGCUAAAUGAUCAUGUAAUUUUUUUUAUCAAAAUUUGCAUCAUGUUUCUGAUUGUUUUAUGGAAUAAGCUGUUUUGUUUAUUUUGGAGAUCCUUUAUUACAGAAAACCUUCGAGAUGAUUGAUUGUUAGUUUUGAGGAGGGACUCAUGCGUGUGGAAGAGCAUCUCUUUAGCUCUACUUUGAUACCUUUGCACUUGCAUUAAACUCUGACAUCAUGCUUGACUUGAUAAAUCACUGGCUUGAAAGAUAUCAGGCCUAAGGACAGAGAUCUGGGCCCGUCUUACAAAGAGUUACGAUUGAUCCGAUCAACCUCAACUAUAUGGAAAUCCAACAAUGCCAUAAUUUUUUCUACAGGAAAUGUGCACAAUGUCCUUUGUAAGCAAAGAGAAGCACACUGAAUUUCAAGAAAACGAUGAAUGUAUGAAUAGCCUGUACAUAUGUAAAAAGUAUUAUGAAUAAACAUGCAUUUUAGAUGUUGACGGUGCUGGCUUUCCAUAGUCACGGUUGAUUGGUCCAAUCGCAAUUCUUUGUAAAAGAUGGGACCCCUGUUAAUCUGAGAUUAGCUUUCACUGGAUUGUUGUAUCGGCUUAGUCAUUUCUUUUGUGACUUCACAGAGUCAUUUUGAAUAGCCCCCUGGGCCCUUGUAGGGUAUACUAUCAUUGAAUGCAAGGAUUGAAGCCUCAUUUUAGAUUGAGUAAAUCCCUAUUUGCGGCUUUCAGUUCUCCCACUUCAUUACUACAUUAUAAUAAAUCUCUAUAUCCUAUAAAUAAAGCAGGCUCUGAUCCAGCCAGAUUAGACACAGUAUUUUCGAGAAGCCAACUGUUUUUCAAAAACAAUUUGGCCCCGAGAAUGGUCUUUUGUCUAGUCCGGCCGGAUCCGCGCCUGCUAAAAGUGUACAGGAGAUGAUAAAUUAGGAACAUGUUUUAGCGGAUAUAUCUUGUGAUUUUACAAGAACAGUUCCUAGUAUUUUCAUCGCUAUCCUUUUUUUUUUUUUUCAAUUUUAAUCAGUUUGUCUUGCCUUUUGAGAAAAAAAUGAUAGCACGGGAAACUAAUAGGAAAGCAUGUUGCCAUCUACCUGAAAUUUUAAGUUUUAUUUUCAGUUUUUUCAUUCAUUCAAAAUGCUAUGUGGUAUAUCAUAAAUUUUUUAUUUUGAAAUAUAUGUUUUAAGCUCUUUAUUCAAAUCAAACUGCUUUGAGGUAAAAGUUUUAUUUUGAAAUGAUCUUUAUAUUAUGAUAUUUGAUGUAAAAGAUGCUUUAUCAUUACAUUGCUUUUCUGUGUUUGUCAUUAUAUGUAUUAAAUGAUGACAAGUUCACAACAUUAAACAAUUCCCCCUCUAAUGGAUGGCCUACAAACUUUCAUUAGCAAAAAAAAAACACUUCCAUAUUCACCUCUGUCAAGUUUUCAUCCUGUUCCCAAAUGAAUGCAACUGCAUACAACAAUUUAAGCAAUGCAUUCAAAUAACAAACAUUAUAUGACACCUAGGUAGAUCCUCGUGAUUUGAUUGGUUGUUU